GGGGCCCCGCCGCGCCCGCCGCCGCCGCCCGCCUCCCCGCCCCUUCCCCAGCCGGCGCUCCCGUUACGCCGCGGAGCCGGGAGCCGGAGCCCGAGCCCGCGGCGGCGGCGGGAGGCGGCGAGGGGGCGCCGCGGCGGCGGCGGCGGUGGGGCCUGCGGGGCGGGCGGCCGGGCCCGGCCAGGCCGCGAUGGCGACCAAGAAGGCAGGCUCGCGGCUGGAGACGGAGAUCGAGCGCUGCCGCUCCGAGUGCCAGUGGGAGCGGAUCCCCGAGCUUGUCAAGCAGCUGUCGGCCAAGCUCAUCGCCAACGAUGACAUGGCAGAACUUCUCCUCGGGGAGUCGAAGCUGGAGCAGUACCUGAAGGAACACCCCCUGAGGCAGGGGGCCAGUCCCCGAGGCCCCAAGCCCCAGCUGACUGAGGUCCGCAAGCAUCUGACCGCCGCCCUGGACCGAGGGAACCUUAAGAAUUCCUACAAGAAUCCAAUCUGAUCAUGGCCAAGUUGAAUUAUGUGGAAGGUGAUUAUAAAGAAGCUCUGAACAUUUACGCCCGGGUGGGCCUGGACGACCUGCCACUGACAGCUGCCCCGCCCUAUAGGCUGCGGGUGAUCGCAGAAGCCUACGCUACCAAAGGACUUUGUUUGGAGAAGCUGCCUAUUUCUUCUUCUACCAGUAAUCUCCAUGUGGACCGGGAACAGGAUGUCAUCACCUGUUAUGAGAAAGCAGGGGACAUCGCACUCCUGUAUCUCCAAGAGAUAGAAAGGGUAAUACUUUCUAAUAUUCAAAACAGAAGCCCUAAGCCUGGCCCUGCUCCCCACGAUCAAGAACUAGGUUUUUUCCUAGAAACAGGACUUCAGAGAGCCCAUGUCCUCUAUUUCAAAAAUGGGAACUUGACAAGAGGAGUCGGAAGAUUUAGAGAGCUUCUCAGAGCAGUUGAAACGAGAACGACUCAAAACCUGCGAAUGACAAUAGCCAGGCAGCUGGCAGAGAUCUUGUUGCGGGGUAUGUGUGAGCAGAGCUACUGGAACCCUCUGGAGGAUCCACCGUGCCAGUCACCUCUGGAUGAUCCUCUCCGCAAAGGAGCGAACACAAAAACCUACACUCUCACUCGGAGAGCCCGUGUCUACUCAGGAGAGAACAUUUUUUGUCCUCAAGAAAAUACGGAAGAAGCCCUGUUGUUAUUGCUGAUUAGCGAAUCAAUGGCCAACCGGGAUGCUGUGCUGAGCAGGAUACCUGAACACAAGAGUGACCGCCUCAUCAGUCUGCAGAGCGCGUCUGUGGUCUAUGACUUACUUACCAUUGCUCUUGGAAGAAGAGGCCAGUAUGAGAUGCUGUCAGAGUGCCUAGAAAGAGCCAUGAAGUUUGCCUUUGAGGAGUUCCACCUGUGGUACCAGUUUGCUCUGUCCCUGAUGGCUGCUGGAAAAUCUGCCCGUGCCGUGAAGGUGCUGAAAGAGUGUAUCCGCCUGAAGCCAGACGACGCCACCAUCCCUCUCCUCGCUGCCAAGCUCUGCAUGGGCUCCCUGCACUGGUUGGAAGAGGCUGAAAAGUUUGCCAAAACUGUCGUUGAUGUGGGAGAGAAAACGUCAGAGUUCAAGGCCAAAGGCUACUUAGCUCUGGGGCUCACGUACAGUCUGCAGGCCACUGACGCUUCUUUGCGAGGGAUGCAGGAGGUCCUACAGAGAAAGGCGCUUCUUGCAUUUCAGAGGGCCCACAGCCUGUCACCCACAGAUCACCAAGCAGCUUUCUACCUGGCUCUGCAGCUUGCCAUCUCCAGACAGAUCCCAGAGGCUCUGGGGUAUGUCCGCCAAGCUCUUCAGCUUCAAGGUGACGAUGCCAACUCCCUGCACCUCCUUGCCCUCCUGCUGUCAGCACAGAAGCAUUACCAUGACGCUCUGAACAUCAUCGACAUGGCCCUGAGCGAAUACCCAGAAAAUUUCAUACUACUGUUUUCCAAAGUGAAGUUGCAGUCACUCUGCCGAGGCCCGGACGAGGCACUCCUGACUUGUAAGCACAUGCUGCAGAUAUGGAAAUCCUGCUACAACCUCACCAACCCCAGUGAUUCUGGACGUGGGAGCAGCCUCUUAGAUAGAACCAUUGCUGACAGACGACAGCUUAACACAAUUACUUUGCCAGACUUCAGCGAUCCCGAGACAGGCAACUCUCCAGAAGCAUACUUUCAUGGUUUUCCUUCCCUUUUUUCAGUUAGCUCCGUCCAUGCCACAUCAGUAGCAGCCUCAAGAGUGGAGCAGGCACUGUCAGAAGUGGCUUCGUCUCUGCAGAGCAGUGCCCCUAAGCAGGGCCCACUACACCCCUGGAUGACGCUGGCACAGAUCUGGCUCCAUGCAGCUGAAGUCUACAUCGGCAUCGGGAAGCCUGCAGAAGCCACAGCCUGUACCCAAGAAGCUGCCAACCUCUUCCCAAUGUCCCACAACGUCCUCUACAUGCGCGGCCAGAUUGCCGAGCUCCGGGGAAGCAUGGAUGAGGCGCGGCGGUGGUAUGAGGAGGCCUUAGCCAUCAGCCCCACCCACGUGAAGAGCAUGCAGCGACUGGCCCUGAUCCUUCACCAGCUGGGCCGCUACAGUCUGGCGGAGAAGAUCCUCCGGGACGCGGUGCAGGUGAACUCGACAGCCCACGAGGUCUGGAACGGGCUGGGCGAGGUCCUCCAAGCUCAGGGCAACGACGCGGCGGCCACAGAGUGCUUCCUGACAGCCUUGGAGCUGGAGGCCAGCAGCCCCGCCGUGCCCUUCACCAUCAUCCCCCGCGUGCUCUGAGCAGGCGCCUGCCAGCCUCACUUGCCGCUCAGGCCUCAGAGGCCCUGCCGGGCACCAGGGCUUGUCCCAUCGCCCCAAGGGGAUGAAUCUGCCGCACUGAGGCCAGGGACGAGUGUUCAGUGGGCCACAGUGAACCAACCAAACCAACCCCGAAUCAUCGCUCUCGCCACGUGCGUUUCUCUUGUUUUUUUGCCAGCCCAAUGAUAGUUUCUGAACCUAUUAACAUUGUUCAAAAUGGAUCAUGUGCCAUAUUUUGUUAGUUGACAUCUGAGUUUUCAGUAAAAUGAUUAUGGAAUUAAUCAGCAAAUGUAGAAGAAUAUAUUCAAAGUUAAAAUUCAGUGGCAGCACAGAUUAUUUUUAUCAGAGCUGUAAGGCAAACAACUGUCCUCUUCUCUCCACCACCCCUCCUGCCCCACCUUGGCCCAGAAACCAAAUGUGAACUUCCUGUUUCCCACCUCAGCACUAGUCCAUGCCAGGACACCAGCUGACAAUUUCUUGGUUUUACUGUCAAUAAUCGUACCAUGUGAUCAAUUACUGUCCUCACUUAGAACAAAGCCUGAGUCCGAGAAUAUUUAUAUUUUACCAAUAUAUGCCUGUUACAAGAGAAGGAAAUAUGAGUUAUUUAAGUUUAACUUUUUUAUGUGAAUUCAGAGUUUAUUUAUCGAGGGAAAUAUGUACAAAGAAGCUUCAAAUGGAAUAUUUACCGACAUUCCUUAUACAUGACAGACACUUGGCUACAUGGGAAGAUGAUGUUAAUAAUAAAAUGAUUUUUAAAUGGA
Messenger RNA from Nomascus leucogenys (northern white-cheeked gibbon), 3545 nucleotides. It is a transcript of the gene TTC7B, whose product is annotated as tetratricopeptide repeat domain 7B. NCBI's taxonomy places the organism in Eukaryota, Metazoa, Chordata, Mammalia, Primates, Hylobatidae. The record is from RefSeq and is a predicted model, not a curated record. The transcript is spliced from 21 exons. Gene Ontology annotation, biological process: phosphatidylinositol phosphate biosynthetic process; protein localization to plasma membrane. Gene Ontology annotation, cellular component: plasma membrane. Gene Ontology annotation, molecular function: protein binding. Bases 490 to 2766 code for a protein of 758 amino acids.